Messenger RNA from Nomia melanderi (Alkali bee), 2266 nucleotides. RefSeq names its product RNA-binding region-containing protein 3. Gene Ontology annotation, molecular function: pre-mRNA intronic binding; U12 snRNA binding. Gene Ontology annotation, cellular component: U12-type spliceosomal complex. NCBI's taxonomy places the organism in Eukaryota, Metazoa, Arthropoda, Insecta, Hymenoptera, Halictidae. The record is from RefSeq and is a predicted model, not a curated record. Gene Ontology annotation, biological process: mRNA splicing, via spliceosome.
UAAGUAAUUAUAAAUAAUCAAAUGAAGUAAAGUUUCUUUGGAGCUUCUGAUGUUUAUAUCCUUAAAUUAGGGAUACAAUAAAAUGUGCUUUGGAUUCAUAUGAAAUGUAUAUAAUUGUAUUAAAGAUUGUCAUACUUAAUAUUUCUAUAUUACAAGUAUUUCAGUAUAUGUUCUUUUAGUAAUUGAGACGCAAAUGAUAUGUCUCAUUUUUUAUUAAAAUUCGUAGAACUAUAUAAACAGAUUUAUAAAAUAUGAUUUCGAUUUGUAAAGAAAGUCAACAAGAACGGAGUAAUAAUUUUGUUUUUUAAUUUCAUAUCAGUUGUAUCAGAUUUUAAUUUCAUUGAGAUCUUUGAUAUUGGCUACAAACAAUAACGAAUUUUAAAGAAAUAUCCCACAAUAACUUACUAAGUUAUUAUAGAUAUCACAGAGUUCUGAAGCUAUGUUCAUGAUAUACAGUUCACUAUCUUCAUAUUGUAUAUAUGUAAUGUGUUCUUGGAAAUCGCCGGAGUUUCACCUCUGUAAAAGUCUUUUGUGGUAUAAUCAUAAAGAUCAACAACAUUGACAUUUUAUGAUGUUGAGAUUACUUUAAAUAUUAUUUUAAAAUGUCAACUGAAACAGCACAUAUAUCUGAUACCCUCAGAAUUCUUCAUUUACCCCAAGAGCUUUCUGAUGAUCGGCGAAUUGAAUUAUUUAAGAAAUAUGGUGCAAUUAAAAUACAUACCUUAAGACUGUCUAAGAAAUAUACUGUAACUUAUGCAAAGUUCCCAUCUCAACAAGCAGCCACAGAAGCAUUAUUGCGUCUGCAUCAGUUAAAUGUUAGAGGACAAUAUUUAACAGUUGAAUAUGCGAAAAAAUCCAUAACUACUGAAAGCACAGAAAAUGAAAUUCCAAAUGAUAAAGUUACAAAAGAAGAACACAAAAAGGACUCUACAAAUAAAUCUAAUUUUCAAGCUUUCUUACAGAAGUUAAAUAGUUGGACGAUGAAUCAUGUUUUUACACAACCACCUCCACCAAAUAUAUAUUAUAAAUAUUCAGCACCAACAAAGAGUACAUUAAUAAGAAUAGCUAUACAAUUAUUAAAAGAACCAACUUUUUAUACACAGGUUUUACACUUAAUGAAUAGAAUGAAUUUGCCUCCUCCAUUUGAAGAAUUAGAGACAGAAUUUCCUAUGCUAAAAAAAGUCUAUGAUAUGAAAAAAUAUAAAGAUAUAUUUAAUAGCGAUACAUUAUUUCAUAGAGACAAUGGUUCUGAUGAAGAUGCUGAGGAAGAAGAGUCUGAAAUAGAAUCGAAUGAGGAAGAUAAUGCAAUGCAACAUUUAGAAAUUGUUCCUGUAAAAAGGAAACGUCUUCAGUCAACAAAACGUUUAAAAAUUCCAAAAUUUGUUAAUCCUGCUAAACAAAUUACAUCUGCAAGUUCUACGCAAAAGAUUGUAAAACCAGAAGAUAUGUUUGAAUCGGUACAAAGAGCAGAAACAAAAAAUCUGAAAAUUGAAUUAAAAACAGUAGAUACAUUUCUGGAUACUUUAAAUAAAGAAGAUAAUUCUACUAUGAAAAGUGAUAGUGAUAGUGGUUUUGGUUUAAUGUUUCCAUUUCCUAAAAAUCCUGAAACCAUUGAAGAUGAAAACAUUGAAGAUACUCGACAAAAUGUAAUUACAUCCAAAGAACUAAUAAAUAAUAAAAUUUCAGCUAAUGAUCAAAGAUUACUUCCAGUUUUUAAAAAUUAUCAUCCUGGAAAGCCAUCAAAUCGUUUGUAUAUAAAGAAUCUUGCAAAAGAUGUUGAAGAAAAGGAUCUAGAUUUUAUCUAUCAAAAAUAUGUGAUACCUCACUGUAAAACAGAAUUUCAGUACAAUGUACGACUUAUGCAGAAGGGUAGAAUGAAGGGACAAGCGUUCAUUACGUUACAAAAUAUAGAACAAGCACAAUUAGCUCUUGAUGAAACAAACGGUUAUAUUUUAAAAGAGAAACCAAUGGUUGUGCAAUUUGCUAAAGCAGCAAAAUGUUAGUAGAAAUACUUUUUCAAUAUUUUAUUUUUUUUAUUUAUAAAAUAUACAACACAAAAGAAAUAAUUUUAAUAAAUGAAUAAAUCAUUUUUAAUUUUUUAUAACAAUUUUAUUUAUAUAUAUUCCGUUUAUAACAAAUCACAACAUUUAUAAAAAUAUGAAUAAGUAAUCGCAUAAUUCCGCCGAUAAUGUAGAAAAAUAUUGAUUUUUUUAACUGUAUUUCCCCGAUCUGAAAAAUAUGAAAAAACUGGGUAUUAAUAGUCAUA